Molecule: messenger RNA, 780 nt
Organism: Cladocopium goreaui
Lineage: Eukaryota; Dinophyceae; Suessiales; Symbiodiniaceae
Source: the annotation of a GenBank genome assembly
AUGCUGCACUUCUUCCUGUUGAUCUCCGCAGCUGCCUUGGAUGAGCAUGAAGCUGCUUUAAAGCAGGAUUCCGAGUGCACAUCAGCUGAGUGUACCUUGAGCGCUCUUCAGCUUCUUGGCACAUGGAAGCUGAACUCAGCAGCUACGACGGCAGAUUUGAACGCAGAUGUCGCGGUGGAUGUGGAUGGUGAUUUCUCAAACUCUUCCUCAGAUUUUCCACUUUACGGUUACCACCAUUGGGCCACCACCACGAUGUAUGGCGAUGCUCCCCGAUCAGCAUGUGGAGGAAUUGAUACCCACCGACUGGUGCAAGGCACCCGGUAUCACAAUGUGGCCUCGGCCCAGUCGAUGUGGAGGAAUUGCAAUGGAAACGGGGCAUGUUGGUGUGGCCAAGCAGGUGGUGGUUCAGGAACCACCGGAAUGGGCUGCCUGUCCUGUGCAAAAGGGCGCUUCUUGCGGUCAGCAUAUGGCCAGAAGGGCAAGGCUUUGUACAGCCUUGCGCAAGAAGAAUCCGAAGAUGAGUCGGAAGACCCUUUCAUGUCAGAAGAGAUAAUUGUAGUUGUGGGUGACCUCUGUCCACAUCCAGGAAACGAAGAUUGGUGUCCCAAUCGUGCUGGACUGAAGAAUGCCUAUGGAUCCUUCAAUCAUCUUGACUUCUCUCACUACCCCAACAGCGUGCCACACUCGAGAUCUAUCCCCAACAAGAACUUUGUCUUCUCUCGGAUUGAUUGCCCGGGUGACUUGAAGCAGCGAUACUACUCAAUGUCGCAUUGCCGCUGA